UCAGACAAACCGAUUUGGAAAUUACAAUCUACAAUUAAAAUCAACCGCCAUGUUUUUGGUUUUGGUGGUAAACUGCGACGCGCAGUCGACCUAGCCGCCGGGCGCCGUAGCAUUAUUUGUUUUUGAAACCGAAGUUGGGGCGGUGUUCUAGAAAAUUUGAAAGUUAACAUGGUUCUUCAAUGCGUAGUUCCCGGUUGUCAUAAUCGAGACGAUAAUAGAGUCGCGGGACCGGGACUACCGGCACUUUCUUUCCACAGAUUUCCGUCAAACGAAGAGAGACGGGACAAAUGGAUAAAAAAAUUGAAGUUUGAUCGCGAAAUUAAAGCAACCGAUAGAGUUUGUUCAAAUCAUUUUGAACGUAGUCUGCUCUACAAAUCCGAAGACAAAACCCGCUUGCUGAGUGAAGCAAUUCCUACCAUAUUUCCACGUGUGUCACUUAAAGUGGGCACAAGGAAUCGUUCUUUGCCAAAUAAGAAAGAAAGUUCCGACGAAGAGGAUUCUACAGAGACUCGCCAGAGAACAAAAGGAAAAGUUGCACCAACCAAACAGAGGUCGGCGAGCCUUAACUUGCAAAAUGGGAAAGGCGAGAAAACUAAAAAAAUAAAGGAAGACCCAUCCACUAGUUCCGAUGAAGAAUUUUCAGUGGAAAAGGUUCUUAAUAAAAGGAUUCGCAAUGGAAAAACGGAAUACUUACUCAAAUGGAAAGGAUAUUCGCAUGAGGAUAACACGUGGGAACCAGAAGAAAAUUUGGAUUGUCCCGAUUUGAUUGCAGCAUUUGAGAACGCACGGAAACCACCACCUCUGGUGCAACAGGCGACACCUUCAACAGAUGCAGACAAGGGAAGUAAACAGAAAAACAUAACAGAAGACAACAGGUCACGCGGUUUCGAUCGUGGAUUAUUACCAGAUUCCAUUAUUGGUGCAACAGAUGCUAGCGGCGAAUUGAUGUUUUUGAUGAAGUGGAAGGGUUGUGAAGAAGCUGACCUUGUACCAGCUCGUCAAGUAAAUAUAAGAUGUCCGGAGAUCGUUAUAAACUAUUAUGAAAACAAAAUUCCUUGGUACACCAGCAAACCAUCGACACCUCCAGUAGUUGCAGAGAUAGAAAUUUUAGAUUAAUUUUAAACAAGAUUCUUUGUAUGUAAAAUAUAUUUACGAGUUUUCAUUUUCUUUAAA
Molecule: messenger RNA, 1173 nt
Organism: Photinus pyralis (common eastern firefly)
Lineage: Eukaryota; Metazoa; Arthropoda; Insecta; Coleoptera; Lampyridae
Product: chromobox protein homolog 1-like
Exons: 5
Coding region: 169-1116 (315 amino acids)
Biological process (GO): chromatin organization; negative regulation of transcription by RNA polymerase II
Cellular component (GO): pericentric heterochromatin; nucleus
Molecular function (GO): chromatin binding
Source: RefSeq, a predicted model, not a curated record